AUGCUUGCCAGUAGAAAUAUCCGCUGCGCCUCGAGGGCGCCGCUUCGCCGCACGUUCGCGACGACCUCACGACUAUCCCUGCUUCCUUCAACUAGAUGUCAAGAUAUCCUGCCAGACGUCGAAUUCAAGACGGGUGCUCUUGACAGCCUAGCUGGUAAAGACUGGGGCAAAAAAGCGAAAAACAUUGAAUCCGACUUGCGCAAACUGACAUUGGAACUUCGGAAGCUUUAUCGAAAGAGUCACGACCUUCGUGUAGUGAUAGAGAGUAGCCGUAACUGGUUCGGGCUUGCGUUGACUGUCUUGCAGCAUGUCAUGACGCAAAAUGUAUGGGACACGCCAAAGUACAGCACGUAUGAUGACGUCGAAAUCGACCUCAGCGACGUGAAGGUCGCGGGGAAGAAGAUGCAAGUAUUCAUGGCAUCAGAUGUUGAGCUGGGCUGA
Molecule: messenger RNA, 441 nt
Organism: Parastagonospora nodorum SN15
Lineage: Eukaryota; Fungi; Ascomycota; Dothideomycetes; Pleosporales; Phaeosphaeriaceae
Exons: 4
Coding region: 1-441 (146 amino acids)
Source: RefSeq, a predicted model, not a curated record